Molecule: messenger RNA, 1407 nt
Organism: Echinostoma caproni
Lineage: Eukaryota; Metazoa; Platyhelminthes; Trematoda; Plagiorchiida; Echinostomatidae
Source: the annotation of a GenBank genome assembly
AUGCAUGCAUGCCUCGAGUUCUCCGGGCCACAGCUGCACAAUCUACUUGCUGCCUACGUGGCCUAUCAACCACACAUUGGCUACAUCCCUGGCAUGUCGCAUCUGGCUGCUCUGCUGUUGCUGGUUGUUCCAGACCCGUUUGACAGUUUCGUGCUAUUUGCUAACAUUCUGGACACCCCUUGUCAUCGCGCUUUCUAUAACCCGAAUGAAAGCGAGUUUGUGGUCUAUUUCCGCGCGUUUGAUCAUCUACUGGCCGAUCGUAUGCCCCAUUUGCAUUCACAUUUCACCCGAGUCGGGUUGGAACCGAACAUGUAUCUGUUCGACUGGCUGUUCACCAUUUUCAGUCGCACACUUCCGCUGGAAGCGGCACUCCGUGUUUGGGAUGUGUACAGCGCGGAGGGCGAUAUUAUCCUGUUCCGUGUUGCACUCACGCUACUGCAUCACUUCCAACGGGACCUGAUGCAGCUCUCGUUUGAUAAACUGAUCGCCUUCUUGACCAGCCGGUUACCGUUGGAUCUCACGGGAGAUCAGUUGAUGAAGCACGUUUAUGCUAUUCGUCUGAAACGUAGCACAUGGGAGCGAUAUUUGCAUAAUUCUCGUCCAGGUCACAAGUCGCGCAAAUUGCAUCAUGGGCAUAUUUUCACGCAUCAUCAUUCUGUGUCACAUGUACUCAAUUCCACCGAUCCGACCAUUUGUCGAAAUUCAUUUGCUGACGGUGCCAACGGAUCGAUAAACCUCGAUGCUCUUCCAGACCCCAACAAAUUUCACCCCGGCCUUGUGGAUCAUUCCACUCGUAGUCUUUACUCACCCAGUUCCACAACUAGUGAGGGCGUACCAGAAGACGACUUGGAACCGCAUGCGGAGCGUACUGACACAAUCCCUCCAUCUGCUGGUGAUUGGGCUCUAGAUUGGGAUUUAGGACCAAAAACCCCAUGGACCGUUGACCUUCAUCCGUCCCCUUUCAAUUCUGCCGUGUUCACUUUUGAUGAGGAUAUACCGUUCUCUGCACCACCCAAUGUGCCACAUCGUACCCCCGGACAUCGAAAGUUUUCACGUUGGGCAUCUGAGUGGGCUUUGUCUGACUUUGGCGGGGAUAGUGCAACAUCACGUUGGCGCACUGGAAAUGGCAACGGAAAAGAUAGAAUCACAAAAAAUGUUGGUGAGAGUAUCGACAGUGAAGGGAAAAUCACGGGAACGGGGUUCAUCCGGAAGGAUCAAAUUGCAGUAGCGACUGUGCUCUGCCGGACCAAGUUUCCGGCGGAGCAGGCGGAUCACUGCGUCGUCCCUGCGAUUGACCGUUUCAACUGUGAACACGUCCUCAUAUUGACUGCACCAAGACUCGAAUGUUACACCGUUAUCGGGAUCGUACACGAAUUCUGUCGUCAUUCUGGCGUUAUGGCCCUAUGA